Molecule: messenger RNA, 1653 nt
Organism: Didymosphaeria variabile
Lineage: Eukaryota; Fungi; Ascomycota; Dothideomycetes; Pleosporales; Didymosphaeriaceae
Exons: 2
Coding region: 1-1653 (550 amino acids)
Biological process (GO): malate transmembrane transport
Cellular component (GO): membrane
Molecular function (GO): malate transmembrane transporter activity
Source: RefSeq, a predicted model, not a curated record
AUGAGCGCUCCGACCGCAGAACGACCACGACCACAAAUUCCAUCACGCCGCUCUUCGGUAGAGUCCACAUCUAGUGCUGCAGAAAGACUGAGAUGGCGCAACCACCCCGAAGUCACGUCGCCGGGUCUUGAUCGCAGCAACCCGUUUGAAGACGAUCACGUGCUGUCGCACGAUUUCUUCCCCUCGAGCUCGGAUAAUGAUGGGUUCGGAGAUGGGGAUGAUGGAAAGAAUGGCGAUCCUGAGAAGCGCAUUCAUAGGAAGGCGGGGAAGGCGCAAGCGAGGAAAACUACAAGCGAUGCGGGCGACAUGGGAGUCUUGCAGGGAGCCGAGAAGGAGUCGGACGAGCGACGAAGACUAAGUUGGAGAGAGAGGAUACGACAUUUCACGUGGACAUGGUUCUGUAUGACCAUGGCUACUGGUGGUAUCGCAAACGUGCUAUACACCGUACCCUUCCGCUUCCAUGGCAUUUACGCCCUGGGCUGCAUCUUCUUCAUCCUUAACAUUGUCCUCUUCCUCUUCAACGUCAUCAUGAUCUCUCUCCGCUUCUACUGGUUCCCCAAAACAUUCAAAGCCUCCUUCCUCCACCCCACAGAAAGUCUUUUCAUCCCUGCGGCAAUCAUCAGUUUUGGCACCAUCUUGAUCAACAUCAGCCAAUACGGCGUCGACCAAACCGGAGUUUGGCUCGAGAAAACAAUGAUGAUCCUCUUCUGGAUAGACUGCGGUCUUGCAAUCUCUUUCUCCAUUGGCAUCUACCUCAUCAUGUGGUCCACACAGACUUUCACCAUCUCCCAGAUGACACCCGUGUGGAUUUUCCCUGCGUAUCCGUUGCUAAUUAUCGGCCCGCAUGCGGGGAAUCUCGCUCCCAAGAUAUCGGACCCUAAUCGCGCGCUGCUGGUCAUCCUGUCUGGUUAUGUCAUCCAAGGCAUUGGUUUCCUUGUCUCUCUAAUGAUCUACUCCGCCUUUAUAUACCGCCUUAUGACGCAAAAGCUGCCCAGGGAGUCGCUGCGACCAGGUAUGUUCAUCAGUGUCGGACCCUCCGGCUUCACCAUCUCCGGCAUUGUCACCAUGGGACAGGCGCUACCCGAAGUCGUGCCCGAGGAUUUCAUGGGCAAAGGCAUGGGCGAGCUAGCGGGAAAGGUCGGCAUGAUCGUCGCGAACUUCAUGGGAUUGUGGCUCUGGGGUCUUGCCUUGUGGUUCUUCCUCGUAAGCGUGGGUGCACAUUAUAGCUGCGUGCGCAGAGGCAAAAUGGACUUCGCCAUGACGUGGUACUCGUUCAUCUUUCCGAAUACGGCGCUCACAACGGCAACGUUUGCGAUUGCGAAGGCACUGGAUGGGAACAGGCCAAUUCAGUAUGUAGGGUGCGCGAUGACGAUCCUUGUGAUUGUAACGUGGCUCGUGGUAUUUAGCAUGAUGUUCCGUGCUGUAAAGAUUCACCAGAUCUUGUGGCCGCAGAAGCAAGAAGAUCGUACGGAGGGUGGUUGGAAGCAGCAGAGUGCGGAAGAGCAGCGAAGAAGGAGGUAUGAAGGCGGGCUGGACGGCUCAGAGGAAGGUAGGAGCCGAGGCUGGAGUAUGGUUAGAACCUUGAGCAGGCGCGGGAGGCCAGAGGGUGAUGCGAGGAAAAGGGGUUGGAGUUUUAGAACUGACCCAACUUGA